AUGGCGAAUAAUUAUUGUUAUUAUUUGGCCGCGUGCCUAGCACUAUACGCGUAUCCGGUGGUCACUCAAAACAACUUUAACGACCCGUACGGUCAAAAUGCUCAACAGUAUUAUCAACAGGCGCAGCAAAGGCCGCAGGACCUUAUCGAUCAACAGUUCAGCCGUCCGUUGUACGGUUUCCAGGAAAACCAACGACAGGCACAGCAGCAGCAACAGCAACAACAGCAGCAGCAACUACAGCAGCAGCAACUACAACUACAACUUCAACAACAACAGCAGCAGCGAUUGCAACAGCAACAGCAACAACAACAGCGGUUACAACAGCAGCAACAGCCGCUACCGCAACCGCGGCUACAACAACCGCGAUUGCCACAGCAACCAAUGCGAAAUCCGAAUUUCAAUCAAAACCCAACCUUUUUCCAGGAGAGACAGAAUUACAACAGUUUCGCGUCCAGAUAUGCACCUCCUACUCUAAGAUUACAAGCUGGUUCAGCUCCUUACGUUUUGACCGAAGAGAGAUUGGCGGAAAUCCGAGAAGAGUUCAUGUACUGGUAUUUCGAUAGAGGCGGUGAUAAUGACUUAGGAGACUACCAAACCGACAUACAUGGGUCUAUGCCUCAGAUUCACAAAAAUUUUAAUUUUCAAUUGCCGUUCUUCGGCUUUCGAUUCAACUACACUCGGGUGUCAAUGAACGGUUAUUUAGAAUUCAGUGAUCCACCGAAACACUACCGAUAUCCGUUGUCAUUUCCGAUCAAAGAGUGGCCGAAAAAGAACGACCCGUCCUUCAUCGGUAUAUUCUACAGCAAGUGUCGGAUUGGUUCACUUAGAACUGACGACAUUGACCGACGCAAGCCUGGAGUUUAUUUCCGCAUGGAAAGGGAUUUGCAAGCUCGAACCGAUCAGUUCGGAGUGGAAAUGAGAGAAAGAUUAAUGUGGGAUAUUCGAGAAGGCGUAGUCGGUGCCGACUCGUUCGUACCCAAACAUUCAGCCAUUAUUACGUGGAAAAACAUGUCAUUUGCCGGAGGAAUUGACAAUUCACUUUACAGGACUAAUACGUUUCAAAUGAUCUUGGCCACCGACGAAGUAUUCACUUACGCUAUAUUCAAUUACGUAGACAUGCAAUGGACUAGUCAUACAGAAGCCGGUGGCGAUACGACUGGUGGCGAAGGGGGAGUACCAGCUUUUGUGGGAUUCAACGCUGGAAAUGGGACAAGGAGUUUCGAGUAUUAUCCUUAUUCGCAAAGAUCGACCAUUAGAGACUUGGUUGGUCGUGGUUGGGCGAAUAACUUUCCUGGUCGACACAUAUUCAGAAUCGACGAAAACAUUAUGUUAGGAACGUGUAAUAAAGAUAUCGCUGGUACAAAUUUGCCGUUGGUUUUCGCACCGGAGAGUGGCAACAUGUUGGGCGGCACCGUCGUCAACAUCACCGGACCGUGUUUUGAGCCCGGAGACAAAGUCCGAUGCAAAUUUGACACGGAAGAAGUUGUCGGCACCGUAGUGAAUAGAAACCGUGCCGUUUGCAUCCAGCCGUUUUUGAUGGCCGAAGGUUAUGUAAUAUUUGACGUGGCGAUUGGUGACGAAAAAUAUAAUUGGAAGGGAAAAUACUUUGUGGAGACUCCAGCCACGGCUACCGAGCGAAUUCGGUUCCAAGACUCAGCAAUACGAGAAAGAAAGCCUAAAGAAAUAAAAAUUACCUGGGAAAAGCAAAAUCUUACAACGAAUUUUGACGCACAAAUACAGAUAUCCCUUUACGGUUACAGAGAAGUAACAAUCGCACCGGAACUCGUAUUCAUCGAUGUCAUAGCGACAAAUAUUCCCAAUUCGGGUGAAUACAUCAUAAGCCCGGCUACUUUCGAAGACCGCGACAACGUCCAAAACUUAGAUUUGACGUUUGGAUUCUUACAAAUACAACUGUCCAAUCCGACGAUGUACUCCGGCAUUUCGAUUUCUCCGUAA
Messenger RNA from Macrosiphum euphorbiae (potato aphid), 1956 nucleotides. Lineage: Eukaryota; Metazoa; Arthropoda; Insecta; Hemiptera; Aphididae. The record is from the annotation of a GenBank genome assembly.